AGAAAUUUGCCGUAAAGGAUGUGUUGCAUCAAUGAGCAUUUAUUGGGUGUGUGUUCGUUGUAUAGUGGCAUACUUAACCUGCGUGAUCCUACACUCUAUGCUCUUGCAUAUGCCACUAUCAGAUUAUCCUUUUACCGAAUUGCCUUCUUGCAGAUUACCUAUGUACUAGAAAAAUAGAGGGAAAAAAAGGAGACGAAGAAGAAGAAAG
This is a messenger RNA of Chironomus riparius, 208 nucleotides long. Lineage: Eukaryota; Metazoa; Arthropoda; Insecta; Diptera; Chironomidae. The record is from the annotation of a GenBank genome assembly.